Messenger RNA from Schistocerca gregaria, 2353 nucleotides. RefSeq lists its product as uncharacterized. Bases 184 to 1656 code for a protein of 490 amino acids. NCBI's taxonomy places the organism in Eukaryota, Metazoa, Arthropoda, Insecta, Orthoptera, Acrididae. The record is from RefSeq and is a predicted model, not a curated record. The transcript has 12 exons.
GGCGCCGCCAGCGUCGGCUGUCUGCGGGCGUCGCGACGCAGGCGUCAUUUGCUGCUCCGACGGCAGGCGUCCACGUAGUCACAUCGCCCGCUCUCGCCUAGCAGACAGCAGACCGCUGGCCGCGCGCGUGCAGUGAGCGACAGACAGAGAGACAGCCAGCCAGAGAGGAGGGACCCUAGCAGCAUGCGGCCCGCCCCCGCGCUCUCCGCCCUCGCCGCCUCCGCCUGCCUGCUGCUGAUCGCCUCCAGGCACAGCAGCUUCGUCGAUUCGGCGCCCGUCGACGAGUCGCCUCGCCAGCAGUCGCAGCCCCAAUCUGGUGCAGAAACAGCCGAAGAUCAACAGCAAGCGAACUUCGACGAGGUGAAGCAGCUGGAAGACCUGAAGAAUUCCUUCGGCAAGACGUUCUCGGUGUUGAAGUCACACUCCGCCACCUACUCCGACGUGAACGGGGAGCGGCGCGCCCAGUCGCAGACCGACGAGGAGGCGCGUGAAGACGGGCGCGUGGUGGCGCACCUGAGCAAGACUGCGGAAGGGGAGGCGCCGGUGGGGGCGACGCCUUCGACGCGGACUCGCGUCGAGCUGAGCCUGCCGCAGCUGGGCGUCCACGCAGUGGCCGGGGAUUCCCCCCAGCAGCAGCCGCGCCAGCCGGGGAACCACCGGGAGGCGUCGCAGGCUGCGAGCGCCGCCAUGCCGCCACAGCAGCGCCGCAGGGCGCCCCCUGAGGCAGCGGGUGACAAAUUGUCGUCGUAUGCUGGGAUCCAGUAUUCACCACAAGACAUGGCAGAGUACGUGUUCUGGACCGGAGAUGAGAAGGGAGUGACGCUGGCCAUCGAAGAGUUCUUGCAGGAAGGACUGAUGACUCGGGAGGAGGCGAUCCGCUUCCUGCAGGACAUCAAGCUGAACCUGGACCUGCUGCAGCAACAGUUCUCCCAGCAGAAGCAACAGGAGCAGCAGAUGGCCAAGGAUCGGGCUACCCUCCUCCAGAAGGCACUGGGUCUCGACAAGCCAGAGGUUCCGGUGACUUCAGAACCCAAGCUGCUCCCACAGGACAAUGAAGUACUGCAGAAUGACAAGAAGAAUACUGGCUCACAUAUUGAAACCAACAAAGUUUCUGACAGUUCCGAUGAAGACUACGAGGAGCUGCUGGAGAGGUUGAAGGUGGUGGACUUCCUGUACACGGAGUACUCGCUGGAAGAGGUCAUUUACCAGCUGGCCAAGAUCAUGUUCACACAGUCUCUCACCAGGGGGAGUGCUGAGGCCCAGAGUGCACUGCAGAAGUUCACGGCAUUCCUGGAGGCAGAGGCGGAGCAGGGACACAUCUCGCGCAGCCUCGAGAAGAAGGUUCUUGACGUGCUGAUAGCAUCGCUGACAGAUACGCUGUCGGAAAAGCCGCAGCUGCUGGCCGCGGCUCGCGAAGGCCUAGCCAACGGCACACCCCUCCACGCGGCUCCUGCACCCGGAGGCCUUGGUGCCGGCAGCGCGGGUGGUGCCAGUGCUAAGGACCAGAUGCUGCUGCGCCAGCUGCUGAGCCUCGCGCCCACGGCGCAGCCGGGGUCGUCGCGCGGACGGCAUGGCGGAGAGGGCGAAGUCGCCGUUGAUGCUCGGGCCGGUUCUGAGGUGGGGGCCGUGGGAGCGCGUGCCCACUCCGCCACUUAGAUGGCUGGGGGAUGUGGUGUGCAGUUCCCCGUCACCUCCCCACUCUCGUGUCUCCUUGCCCCUCUCAGCAGCUGCUUUUCUGCGUUUUGCAUUAUUUGCUUACAUAAUCCAGCCCAUAUUUGCUAUUUGUUACAGCUAAUGAAUUGUUAUAAAAGGAAAAUGGACCAUGCGUAGACAGAGAAUAUUUCAUCACUAUCAUGAUCAUCAUUUUACUACAAAUAAUAAUCUCCAUAAAUUUAGAAUGGAAAGUUGUGGGUGGGUCCAUAUUUUUCUGAAAAUAGCUUUUCCGCAGUUACUAUUUAUUGUUUAUAUUUCAUUAUUUGCAAAUUGUUUCAGGGGUCCAUCCCCAUUUCCAAGUACUCGCUGUUGUAACCGAUCAAGCUCCCCACAGUCAGGCUUUACUGUUGCCAGGUUCAAGCUUGACAUCUUGGCCACUUACAAGAAGAUCCAGGCUCAUGUUUGGAUAAUCGAUCUCACUGCUGCCCUUCUAUCUGUCACAGCACUAGCAGGGGGAGGGGUGGCAAGUCUUUUGACCCGGUCUCCCUUUACAUCCCGAAAAGAUUCACAGCACUCACUGUGACAGCAUCAAAAAUUUCCACCCCUACCCAGGUUUGAACCCACAAACCCACCCUUCCACUCUCUCUCUCUCUCUCUCUCUCUCUCUCUCUCUCUCUCUCUCUCUCUCUCUCCCCACAUC